GAUUGUCGGUUGUAUGAUCUUAUUUUGAAUUGAGGAAUUGUAGUGCUAGCGUUGUUUUGUUCUCUGCUCUUAAAAAUAAAAAUCGUUUAGACUGUGUCAGUUUGAUUUUAAGCAUCGAGCGCGAAAUAUACAAAAUAAUCACUAAAACGGGCUUCCCAAAAAUAUGAUGUGGAAAAGUCAAAUUGUAUUGGCCCAUAUAUGUGGCCUUUUAUUAUGUUUGGGUCAAGUUAAGGGUAAUCCCAUCGGUGUUGGGAACAAGGAUGUGGCUGUAGAAUUUAUAAUUUUACACAACAAUGAUAUGCAUGCCCGUUUUGAACAGACCAGUGUAGACAGUGGUAAAUGUACACCCGAGCUAGCUAAUACCAAUAAAUGCUAUGGAGGCUUUGCUAGAGUAGCUCAUGAAGUACGUAAAUUUCGCCAAGAAGCUAAAGAAGGUGGUAAACCUGUAUUUUAUCUUAAUGCUGGUGACACAUACACAGGCACUCCCUGGUUUACCGUUUUCAAAGAUAACAUUACAGCGGCCUUUUUAAAUAAACUACAACCGGAUGCUAUAUCUUUAGGAAAUCAUGAAUUUGAUGAAAAUGUCGCCGGUUUAGCACCUUUCCUUAAUAAAGUCACUUUCCCCGUUUUGGCCACAAAUUUGGAUGUCAGCAAAGAGCCUGAACUAGCUAAAGCGAAACAUUUUUAUAAGUCCACAGUAUUAGAUGUGCGUGGUACAAAGGUGGGUGUUAUCGGUUAUCUAACGCCCGAAACUAAAGUUUUGACAGUUCCAAACGAAGUUGAAUUUUUGGAUGAAGUUGUUACCAUUAAUGAAGAAGCUGCACGACUUAAGAAUCUUGGUGUUAAUAUCAUCAUUGCUUUGGGACAUUCCGGUUACCUAAGAGAUCAAGAGAUUGCCAUGAAUUGUCCUGAAGUGGAUCUAGUGAUUGGUGGUCAUACUAAUACCUUCUUAUACAAUGGUGAACAACCCGAUGCCGAACGUAUUGAUGGUCCUUAUCCCACAGUAGUUAAACAGCACAGUGGCAAAGAAGUGCCUGUUGUCCAAGCCUACGCUUAUACCAAAUACUUGGGUAAAUUACAUGUUCAAUUUGAUAAAAAUGGCAAUCUAAUUGAAUUCGAUGGUACACCUAUACUCUUAAAUGCUGAAAUACCCAGAGAUGAUGAUCUCCUGGAAUUACUUGAAGUUUAUAGACCAAACAUUACCGCCUUAGAGUCGAAUGUUGUAGGUCACACAAAGGUGCAUUUGGAGGGACGUGCUGAAAUUUGUCGCAGUGGUGAAUGUAAUCUUGGUAAUUUAGUAGCUGACUCAAUGAUAUACGCAAGAAUAUUGGAAGAUUUGGGUGGUUCAUAUUGGACAGAUGCCCCGAUAGCUUUUAUACAGGGUGGUGGUAUUCGUAGCUCGAUUGAAAAACGUUCCGAUGGCUCGAUUCUUGCUACAGAUGUUCUGUCAGUACUUCCAUUCGGCAACGAUUUGUAUAUGACCAGAAUAACUGGUAAAACAAUUUUAAAGGCUUUGGAACGUUCUGCUUCUAUGGAGGCUAAAGACUCUAAUGGAGGAUUCCUUCAAAUGUCUGGAGUACACACAGUCUUUGACUACAACAAACCUAUUGGCAGUCGUGUUAUUUCAACACAUGUGCUUUGCUCUGAAUGUAAAGUGCCCGCUUAUGAGCCCUUGCAGCAGGACAAAUUUUACAAUGUUAUUGUACAAAAGUUUCUUAUUGAAGGCGGCGAUGGUCACACUUUUGUAGAGGAGAAUGGUAGUGAGCCCAUACGUUUACAGAAAAACGAUUUUGAUGCCUUAUUACAAUACUUGACCCAACGUGAAUUUGUUUACCCAGAAGUUGAAGAGAGAAUCACAAUAAUUGAGAAAAAGGAUGAUGGAGGAAAUGACGGAAAUGGUGGUAAUGAUGGUGGCAUGAUGACUGUGUCUAGCUCAAUCUUUUUGGUUGCAGUGAUGACACUAUUUACAAUUAAUUUUACCAACUAAAGUUAUAUUUUAAUCUAAUCAAGAAAAAUAAAAACAAAGAGCAAAAAAACUCAGGAACAUAUUUAUAAA
This is a messenger RNA of Lucilia cuprina (Australian sheep blowfly), 2056 nucleotides long. Its product is annotated as protein 5NUC-like. The transcript is spliced from 6 exons. Gene Ontology annotation, cellular component: plasma membrane. The record is from RefSeq and is a predicted model, not a curated record. Gene Ontology annotation, biological process: AMP catabolic process. Gene Ontology annotation, molecular function: nucleotide binding; 5'-nucleotidase activity; metal ion binding. Bases 164 to 1987 code for a protein of 607 amino acids. NCBI's taxonomy places the organism in Eukaryota, Metazoa, Arthropoda, Insecta, Diptera, Calliphoridae.